Molecule: messenger RNA, 1497 nt
Organism: Penicillium vulpinum
Lineage: Eukaryota; Fungi; Ascomycota; Eurotiomycetes; Eurotiales; Aspergillaceae
Product: HesA/MoeB/ThiF family protein
Exons: 3
Coding region: 1-1497 (498 amino acids)
Biological process (GO): protein urmylation; tRNA wobble position uridine thiolation
Cellular component (GO): cytoplasm; cytosol
Molecular function (GO): URM1 activating enzyme activity; adenylyltransferase activity; thiosulfate-cyanide sulfurtransferase activity
Source: RefSeq, a predicted model, not a curated record
AUGGGAUCUCCCGAGGAAAUUUGCGCUUCUUUGCGCGCCCAGAUUAUCGCCACGGAAACACAGCUUGCAGGGCUGAAACGCGACCUUGCAAACGCUGAACAAGCGGCGCAAUCGGAGACCGCAACGAUUCAGGAAAUCCAACACGAGGAUCACAAUGGCGAAGGAAAAAGAUGGCCGUUGAUUCAGGAAGAAUAUAAGCGAUAUGGACGCCAGAUGAUUGUUUCACAGGUUGGCCUAAAAGGUCAACUGAAACUCCGAUCGGCAAAAGUUUUGCUUGUUGGAGCCGGAGGACUGGGGUGUCCAGCUGCGCAGUAUCUUGCCGGUGCUGGCGUUGGCACUAUUGGGCUCAUCGAUGGGGAUACAGUCGAGGUAUCGAAUCUCCAUCGCCAAGUGCUACACCGAACGAAGAAUGUGGGGAAGUACAAGGUGGACAGUGCAAUCGAGUCUUUGCGAGAACUGAAUCCGCAUCCCACAUACAUUGCGCAUCGCACACACCUUACGCCCGAGGAAGCGCCCACAAUCUUCCAGGAUUAUGAUAUCAUUCUCGAUUGCACCGAUAAUCCGGCAAGUCGUUAUCUGAUCUCGGAUACUGCAGUGCUUCUAGGAAAGCCAUUGGUCUCUGCGUCCGCCCUGCGGACCGAGGGCCAGCUGAUGGUGUUGAACAACCCGCCCCGAGCUCCGGGCGACAAGACUGGAGGGCCUUGCUAUCGCUGUGUGUUCCCGAAGCCACCACCGGCUGAUAGUGUGGUCAGUUGUGCGGACGGGGGUAUUCUGGGGCCGGUCGUUGGGACCAUGGGCGUCUUGCAAGCCCUAGAGGCGAUCAAGGUCAUCACUGCACCUGGGAUUGAUGGAGAUUCAGAUGUGGCCACAGCUCGUCCACGGGAUCCCCCAUCUCUGCAUAUCUUUUCUGCCUACUCGUCGCCACUAGUCCGCACAAUCCGUCUUCGUUCGCGCCGGGCUAAUUGUGCUGUAUGCUCUGCUGAGGCAACUGUUACACUGGACACAAUCAAAUCAGGCUCAAUGGACUAUGUCUUCUUUUGUGGAUCCACAAAUUUGCCCUCAUUACUCGGUCCGGAGGAACGUAUCUCUGCUCGAGAAUAUGACCAGAGACAUACAAAUGUCACGUCCGAGUCGUCACAACCCCAUACGAUAAUUGACGUCCGAGACGAAACUCAGUUUGGAAUCUGCAGCCUGGAGAACAGCAUCAACAUCCCUAUCUCAAACAUCCUUUCGUCGGGUCAUUCUGCUGGGUUACAGAAGGCCGAUGAUGGGCAACAAGCUGCACAACUACCCUCUUGGUUACCAUCCGAGGUUGCUUCGUCAGAGUCUACGAAUCCCAUUUAUGUCGUCUGCCGUCUAGGGAACGACUCGCAGAUUGUUGUCAAGAAAAUGAAAGAGCUAGGACUAGACAAGAAUGGGAAGAGAUUCAUUGGUGAUAUUCGCGGAGGACUACGGUCAUGGAAAGAACAAGUUGAUUCAUCCUGGCCCGAAUACUAA